This is a messenger RNA of Ophidiomyces ophidiicola, 1107 nucleotides long. RefSeq lists its product as uncharacterized. The record is from RefSeq and is a predicted model, not a curated record. Gene Ontology annotation, molecular function: serine-type endopeptidase activity. NCBI's taxonomy places the organism in Eukaryota, Fungi, Ascomycota, Eurotiomycetes, Onygenales, Onygenaceae. Bases 1 to 1107 code for a protein of 368 amino acids. Gene Ontology annotation, biological process: proteolysis. The transcript has 3 exons.
AUGGCUCCACUCCUUUCAAUUGCUGCUGCCCUCGCCAUACCGGCUGUAGCGAUGGCAGCAGCUAUCGCUCAACUCCCCGAGGGUGAUUCUAGAAUUGUCGGCGGCGUCGAGGCUGGUGAUGGCGAUUUCCCUUCUCUCGUUCAUUUUACUGUAAGCGGCACGAAGCAAUGCGGAGGAGCCUUGAUCAAUGCAAAGACUGUCCUUACAGCGGCUCAUUGUAUUCACGCGUAUGAUACCGAUGUUAUAGUCCGGGCGGGGUCUAAUUUGUGGAAUUCAGGUGGCAUUCAAGUGGGCGUUGAAAAAAUUAUACUUCACCCUGAAUACGCUCCUCAGCCUAGACACGACAAUGAUUUUGCUAUUUUACACUUGAAUGCAUCAAUCCGAGCAAGCAGCAAAAUUGGUUAUGCUAAAAUAGAACAAAAAGGAUCAGAUGUUACUGCAGGCACAAAUGUUACAGUUGCGGGAUGGGGACAGUUAAAGCAUAAAGGAGAGCACGUUGAUAAACUAAGAAAGACUAUGGUCAAAGUCGUCUCCCGCCAGGAGUGUAAAGCCUUGUAUGCGAAAACUUCUCACACUAUUACUGAAAACAUGAUCUGCGCCAAAGAUGAGGGCAAAGAUGCCUGCGGUGGAGACAGCGGCGGUCCUCUUUUCAUCACCGGAACGAAUACCGUUGUCGGCGUGGUAUCGUGGGGAAUUGGGUGCGCCAACAGCUCAUACGCCGGAGUAUAUUCCAGAGUUGGCGUUAUGGUUGAUUUCCUCCUUGCAAAUUUAGCACCUGGCUCGGAUAAACCCAUUCAAGUCCCUGGACAGUCACCAGCGCCAUCGUCAAGUCAACCGCCAGUCCAGACGCCAACCCCAUCGCCAUCUCCUCCACCAGUUCAAUCCCCUGCUCCAUCAUCAAACCGUCCACCAGUUCAAUCUCCGCUCCCAUCGGCGAGUCGCCCACCGGUUCAAUCUCCGCUCCCAUCGGCAAGCCGCCCUCCAGUUCAGACGCUAACCCCAAUGCCAACUCCAUCGCAAAAUCCAGAACAGGCCCCUAUCCCAGUGUCAAAGCCACCAUCACAGACGAAGGUCUGCAGACCUCGUAAACAUCGUCGCCGAUCAUGA